AGUUUUAGUCCGGUGUCCCCAGCAGAGGGGUCCUGGUGCGGGUUUGUACUUCGCGGGCUCCCGGCGCAUGUGGCCGCAGCGCGCACGUCAGCAGAGGGAGAUCAGCACCCUGGACAGCGGCGCCUGGUCAAUAAUAAAGCAGCCAGAGCUCCUUCCCUGCCCAGCCGCUGGGAGCACGGGGAUAGGCGUUUCAACCAUCGGGAAACGGACGGAUGGCUGGAGGAAAAGCAGCGACGUGUUUACGGGAUGACAGUCUUUUAUUUUUUUCCGCCUCUCUCCCUGUUCCGGAAGUAGCUGCUGCGUUGGUUCAAUCUCCAAGCCGACCAUUUCGAGGAGGAAAAUCAGCGCCAGCAGUAUCAUCACCACCAUCUAUCUGAUCCAAUAAUCAAUGCCAUUACUGCCGUGUAAUUGCUGUCGGAAACGAAGACAUCUUUACGCGUCUUCCCCGUCUCUCUCUAAUUAGAAAAAUCGCAGGGUGCCUUUAUUAUUCUGCCUCUCUCUGGCAUUUCAGCGUUGCCUCCCGUGUUCUGGGCUUGCAAUGAAAUGCUGAUGGACAUCGAGCGAAGAUGGGAAGCACGGGGCUUUCGGGUGUUUUUGUGCUGCCGUGUUUCCAGCUAGGCUGCUGAGAGAGAGGGGGGAAAGAGAGACGGAAAGAAGAAAUGCAAAUGCACAGGAUUGUGUUUUUGAUGUCGACGUGGAUUGUCGGGGUGAAUGGCACGGAUUCUUCGUGGAUCAAGCCGGGGUUUUACAAAAAGGAGAUGAAAUAGAGAGAAAAGGGAGAAAAAAGGGGGACCAUGAUCUGACGCUUGGGAUGCUACAGUGAGAGGGACAAAAAAAAAGACAUUAUAAUCACAUCCAGAUCAAACUUCCAUUUCAUCUUCCGCACCCUAAUUUUUCUUCUUUUCUAUUUUUAUUGGAUUAUGAUUCUUGACAAGAGUCUCAGAUGUGGCUGUGUGGAUGGCAUGUCGUUGUAUUUUACAUCCCAUCUUCUAUUUCCUGGCUCUGUGUUGCUCUCUCCUCCACUCGUCCACUCUCUCGCGGUCUUCUGCUUCGGGUAGCAAAAAACAUGUAGGCUGUUUUUUUUCUUUCUUUCUUUCUUUCGUUCUUUCUUUCUUUGCCGCGAGCCUCGGUGCGUUUGGAAAACAAAACCAAACAAAGCGAAACAACAACAACAAUAACAAAAGGUGUAUUUGAGAGCGCAGGAAAAUGGACCGUGGAAAUCAAAACCCGUGCAAGUUGUAAUGUUUUCUGGGGUGCGGUGGAAGACGCAGAUAGACGGCGUUUGCUGAGUUGUUUGAGUAAUGAAUAUUGAAAGAGUGUGUCGGCCAGCUGAAAGGGAAAAUCUUUCAUCCGCAUUGGCUUAGACACACAUGCCAUCAGUGGGGCGAGAGCCUUUAUCUCCUCUCUGGAUUUUCCAAUUAGCAGUUGUGGCAUCGUAGAACAUACUACAGUAGCCAUGAACAUAUCGGAUGUAUGAAUAAUAAUAGUAAUAAUAAUAACAAUAACAGCGGGAGAGGAGGGGAGAUAAAAACACUUAAUUUAUUUAUUUCGGAUUCUUUAUGUGGCCAAACAUGUUCAAGUAUCGAAUCCGCAUGUUUUUUAAUGAACUGAAAGUCCUGGUGUUUAUGCGAUCCGAUUCAAGACAGUCCAGCUCAGACACAGAUAGACGGUCCAACACCAACACCAACACCACUAUGCGAGGUCUGGGGAUGGGCGGCUGCGGCUGGCCGCCUUUCGUCGACUGCCAUUCCCGGGACGACGAGGAGGAGUACUACGGCAGCGACCCGCGGCCCCGGAGCCUGGCGUUUGAGGAGAAGGAGCCCAAGCUGCAAGUGGGCCUGGACGCCGUGUCCCUGGCCAGCACCGCCAGCAGCCUGCGGACCCCCCAGUGCCGGAUCUGCUUCCAAGGCCCAGAGCAGGGCGAGCUGUUGAGCCCCUGCCGCUGUGACGGCUCUGUGCGCUGCACCCAUCAACCCUGCCUCAUCCGCUGGAUCAGCGAGAGAGGCUCCUGGAGCUGCGAGCUCUGCUACUUCAAGUACCAGGUCCUUGCCAUCAGCACCAAGAACCCACUGCAGUGGCAGGCCAUCUCUCUGACCGUCAUUGAGAAGGUGCAGAUAGCAGCCAUUAUUCUGGGUUCCCUGUUCCUCAUCGCCAGUAUUUCCUGGCUCAUCUGGUCCUCCCUCAGCCCCUCAGCCAAGUGGCAACGUCAGGACCUGCUCUUCCAAAUCUGCUACGGCAUGUACGGCUUCAUGGAUAUCGUCUGCAUAGGCCUAAUCAUCCACGAGGGAUCGUCGGUGUAUCGAAUCUUCAAGCGAUGGCAGGCUGUCAAUCAGCAGUGGAAAGUACUGAACUAUGAGAAAUCGAAGGACUUGGGCGACCCGGUGAGUUCGAGCAGUAAGACAGGCGCUCGAGGCUCUCGCGGUAACCCUCACGGUCUGGCCAGCAGCAGCAGCGGGCGACCGAGCAGGAGGCUAAGAACUAUUCUGAACCACCACUGUGGAUACACCAUCUUGCACAUCCUGAGCCAGCUGAGGCCCAACGACCCGCGGAUCAGCGCUGCCGCCAACCGGGAGGUGGUGAUGAGGGUCACCACCGUAUGAGCGGCACGACAGGAUGAGACCCCGUCUUUUGUGUCCCGAUGUAAAUGACAGGAGGGACUUGAUGUUGAAUACUAAAGACUAAGUAACAGGAGCCCCGUGAGGAGCUGAGUGAUGCCCGGAGCAUCAACAGACAGCACACACGAGGGUUUCUCCUCUUGUUUCAUACAACAAAAGAAAGCCAGAUGCUCCUUUUCAAUAAUUAAAGAACUGAUGAAAAUACAGGAUUAAAAAGCAUUAAAAGACAUCAAACGUGAAACAUGUGAACAGGCUUUACAAACCUGAUCCAAGAUGACGAGACGUUUUUUCCAGUUCAAUAUCAGGAUGCACAGAAGCAUUUUUUUCUUUGUUUUUAAUCCUCUUGGUUUGAUUUGUAUCUCUUCUUCUUCUUCUUGUGUUUUUUUUUUUUUUUACUCACUUUGAUUUUGUACGGAUGUAUGAUUUUAGAGGAAAUCAUGUAACUCCAUACAUGCCAAGCAUUUCCAGACAGCUAUGUAUCAUGAUCUUAAAAAAAUUUCUACAAGCUAAACCGAUGCUGGUAAACAGACCGAAAACUGAAACUAAACAAACAUGUGGGCUCCACAGAGGUGACAACAGGACAAUAAGUCAUAAUGAGUAAAAAAAAAAAAUGAAAAAUGAAAAAAAAGAAACAAAAAAUCAAAAAAAAAAUAAAGAAAUCAGUAAGAUUUCAGUUACACUUUUAACCUUUCUGCAAUAAAGAUACGUAUGUACAUUUCA
Molecule: messenger RNA, 3335 nt
Organism: Haplochromis burtoni (Burton's mouthbrooder)
Lineage: Eukaryota; Metazoa; Chordata; Actinopteri; Cichliformes; Cichlidae
Gene: marchf9
Product: membrane-associated ring finger (C3HC4) 9
Exons: 4
Coding region: 1560-2600 (346 amino acids)
Biological process (GO): protein ubiquitination
Molecular function (GO): zinc ion binding; ubiquitin-protein transferase activity
Source: RefSeq, a predicted model, not a curated record